UUAUGUUACAAGAUACUUGACAGGUUGGACCGUCUCAGCCACCCACCACUGCUGCCUCGGUGCCAUGCAGCUGCCACCCUUUGACAUGUGGAAGGACUACUUCAACCUGAGCCAAGUAGUGUUGGAGCUGAUCCAGAAACGGGGGCAAAGCCCGGAGCCCCAAGAGAUUGACAAGCCAAGAGCCGGGACCCAGUUGGGGAAGGAUCAGCAGCUGAGGGAGGCAGGGGCCAGCGGGGGCCUAGCCACUCUGUGCAACUUCUGCAAGCACAACGGAGAGUCCCGCAACGUCUAUUCCUCACACCAACUGAAGACACCAGAGGGCGUGGUAGUAUGUCCCAUCCUGAGGCACUAUGUGUGUCCUGUGUGCGGGGCCACUGGUGGCCAGGCCCACACACUCAAGUACUGCCCGCUCAAUGGUGGCCAGCAGUCUCUCUACCGCCGCAGUGGGCGCAACUCAGCUGGACGCAAGGUUAAGCGCUGAGAACUGUGAGAAACUGUCCACCACCCACACCCCUAACCCUACUGGUUCUGUUCCUACCAAGUCCCUAA
Messenger RNA from Galeopterus variegatus (Sunda flying lemur), 549 nucleotides. RefSeq names its product nanos homolog 2 (Drosophila) (gene NANOS2). Gene Ontology annotation, molecular function: zinc ion binding; mRNA binding. The record is from RefSeq and is a predicted model, not a curated record. Bases 65 to 481 code for a protein of 138 amino acids. Gene Ontology annotation, cellular component: perinuclear region of cytoplasm. Gene Ontology annotation, biological process: negative regulation of translation; oogenesis. Lineage: Eukaryota; Metazoa; Chordata; Mammalia; Dermoptera; Cynocephalidae. The transcript has 2 exons.